Perca fluviatilis (European perch) is the source of this 1120-nucleotide messenger RNA. Its product is annotated as GTPase IMAP family member 7-like. Gene Ontology annotation, molecular function: GTP binding. The record is from RefSeq and is a predicted model, not a curated record. NCBI's taxonomy places the organism in Eukaryota, Metazoa, Chordata, Actinopteri, Perciformes, Percidae.
CACCGGCAGCUCGCGGAUAGUGAGGAGAUGUUUGCUCCUUGCUGACCAACCUGCGUCAUUUACACCAACAUCAUCCUCCCCAAUGAUGGAAGGAAAUCACUCUGGAACCGAAGUGAACCUUGUUCUGCUGGGAAUGACCGGGACUGGAAAGAGCGCAAGUGGAAACACAAUCCUCGGAAAGAAAGAGUUUAUAUCAAGAGUCCGUUCAAAUCUGGUCACCACAGAGUGCCAGGAGGCAGAAACUGUGAUAAACGGUAGACAUGUACGUGUCAUUGAUACCCCAGACAUCUUUGAUGAUGAGAUGAAAUCGUCAAUUAAGGAACAUGUGGGAAAUUGCAAAGACCUCAGUCAGUCAGGGCCUUGUGUGUACUUACUUGUGAUGCAUGUUAGCAGAUUUACAGAUGGAGAGAGAGACACACUGGAAAUGUUGGAAACAGCUUUUGGCAGCAAAGUUAGAGAACAAACAGUCAUCCUGUUUACUCGUGGAAAAGAUCUGGAGCAAGGAGAAAUGAGCUUUAAGAGUUUUUUGGAUCAGUGCCAGCCUGACCUUAAGACAAUUGUUGAGAAGUGUAGAGGAAGGUGUGUUGUUUUUGAGAACCAUGCUUCUGCUUCAGGUUCAGAUCAAGUGGAAAAACUGAUGCAGAUAGUGGACGGUAUGUUAAAAUAACAGCAGAAAGAAAGAAGAAUGUGCACGUAUCAGGUCAGGCGCAUAAAGAAACAAGAUGGAAUUUUUCUUACUUCUAGAUAGACCAAGACUACAUUGGAAAUGAAUCAAUACCUUUAAGGGGUUGAUUACACUUUACAAAUUACAUUUAGAUUUUCUUUUUACUUGGCUUUUUAAUUAGCAGCAUUUGAUCAGAGAUUUUAUAUUUUGUUCAUAGUCAUGUUUGUCUGAAAUAAGUUAAUUGAUUUUGUAAAAUGAACCAAACAUAUUUCUUUACUCUGUGUAAGAGCUCCAUCUUUCUCAUUUUGUUAACCUUUGUAAACUGUAAUGACAUAAACAAUACAUUUAACAUUUAACUUCCAGGCUGGACUAUUGUAAUUCCCUACUGUCAGGUUGCUCAAAUAAGUCCCUUAAGACUCUCCAGCUGAUCCAGAAUGCUGCAGCGCGUGUUCUCAC